Molecule: messenger RNA, 1326 nt
Organism: Oenanthe melanoleuca
Lineage: Eukaryota; Metazoa; Chordata; Aves; Passeriformes; Muscicapidae
Product: maestro heat-like repeat-containing protein family member 7
Exons: 9
Coding region: 36-1157 (373 amino acids)
Cellular component (GO): cytoplasm
Source: RefSeq, a predicted model, not a curated record
UCUGCCGAGUGCAGUGUGAGCAUGUGGUGUUGGCCAUGGAGCGCAAGGGUGGCUGGGACACGCUGCUCUAUGCUGGCACCCACCACUAUGCAGUGGGUCUGCUGGCCAGGGAGAUGCACGGUGUCUCUGUGUAUUGGCAUCACUACAUCAUGUCCUACCUCUUGGAGCUCCUCAGCCAAGGCAUUUCAGACUGGGAACUGCCUGCCAUGGCGUUCCUUGUGGAGCUCCUGGAGUUCGUGGACUUCAGUAAAUGGGCUGACGGCAUCCUGGAGAUCAUGCCAAGGCACCUGCAGAGCGAGUCCAAGGAGAUGCAGCGCCUGGCUCUCAGAGGCCUCGUGGUGCUCAGCAGGGACCCCUCGAUGAACAAAAGAAUGCACACCCUGACUGAACGCCUUGUGGACCUGCUGCGGGAUGCAGAUGAAGAAAUUGUUGAGACGAGCGCCGUCGUGCUCAGCGCUCUGCUGCUGCACAGAGACCUCGCCAUACCCAGCCCCAUCGCCCUGCGGCUGGCUGCAGCGCUCUGGCCACUCCUGGACAAUGACAAACGCCAAGUGCAGCUGCUCUCCAUUCGCCUCUUCCAAGAUGUGAUGAGGUUGGUAGAGGCAAAGGGGAAAAAGGCCCUGAAGAUGCUUGUGAGCAAGAGCCUGCUCCCGCUCUUCUUCAACUGCCACAAUGAGAACGUGCGCGUGGCAGAGGCCUCUCGGGAAACGCUGCUUGCUGCAGUGAGCUUCCUCAAGAGGAGGGAUCUGGAGCAUCUGGUGCUGACGGAUCAGAUGUGGAGGUUUGGGGAGUGCUUGCUGGCACAGGACAGGGACCGAGCGGCCGAGCACCUGCGGCAGGCCCUGCCGUACCUGCGGAGCCCACAGGAGCCCCUGCGAGAGGCGGCCGUCCGCUUCAUGGGGCUGGCCGGGCGGUUCCUGAGAGAGCAGCAGCGAGAGUUGCAGCUCAUGAGCAGGGCCCUUCAGGACAUGGCAGAUGACAUCAGCCCUGCCAUCUCAUGCCUGGCACUUCAAACUCUGUACAUAAACAUGGCUGUACAGAGCAUUCCCUCCUCCCGGCUCGGCAGGAUGAGAGAUGGAUUCCGCAGGCUCUGGAAGUCACGGCCUUCCCUGGGUGGCCGUGGCCGGUUCUCCUGCUGGAAUGCUGUGGAGAACUGAUGUGGGAGUGUGCCUCUGCUGGGGUCACCUGAGCCUGCAGGGAAAACCUCUCCUCUUCAUGUAGUUUUUUUGGGUUUUUUUUUUUUCCUAGUGUAAUAGUUUAGCAAAUUAGUAAAAUACUAGAUUAGUUAAUUAGGAAUUAGUAGGAUUAAUAAACUGCUGCUGUUAU